AUGUUGCUUGCCGCAACGAUGACUUUCUCCAUGGUUUUGGCGAGUCGUGCCCGGCAGUUCAUCAAGAAAGUUCUCUCCGACAUCUCGAUAACAGAGCAAGAGCAACAGCCGCAACCAAGUCAGUCCACUACUACAGCCGCCGGCGCGAGCUCAAAUGCAAGCUCAAGUGCGAGCUCAAGUGCGAGCUCAAGUGCGAGCUCAAGUGCAAGCUCAAGUACAAGUGAUGCGGUAAAAGAAUCAACAAGGCAUAGCUCAAGUAGGCGGAUGAGAUUUCGCAAAAUGCAAAGGAAACUGAAGAAAGGGAACGAUGAAGACGAGAAAACCGAAUUUGAGAAGGUAGCUGUACCAACACGUCCUGCGCGAAGUAAGCUGCGGAGGAAAAGUGCAUUGAAAUGGAAGGAUGAAAGCGAACAUGCUGAAAAACAUCGCGAAUCAAGCGAUAAUAGGGUAAUGAAGAAAAAAAAACGCAAAAAGAAGCACGGCCAUAAAAAGCGAAAAGGGGCGAAAAAGAAAAGGAUUCAGAAAGGCAAUUUCGAGAAGGCCGAAGCAGAGCAUCCAGGCAGUCCACAAAAUUCAGAUAAAUUAUUCCGUGCUGUGCGAAGAACGGAUCAUUCCUCAAGUUCCUCAUCUGCUGCUGGUGGAGAGAGCGCAGAAGUGUCCAGGAAAACGGAAAAGGAGGAAACCUCUCCAACAUCGCCACCACCGUCUUCGAAAGCGGGGAUUGCCACAAAUCGUGCGAGCGAUAUCAAUGAGGAUAGCAGUGCAUCCUCAGAUCAAAUGUCUUCAGCCAGUGAGGAGUCAUCUUCAGCUUCCACAGCUGGCAAAGAAGCUGGAACUGAAUCAGAAUAUGAAGGUGGUCCACAGGCCAAAAAGGAGGAGGCAACCACAAAAAAAGAAGGACCAGCAAAGAAAGAAGAGGUAACGGUAAAAAAGGACGAAGUUCCCGCAAAGGAGGAAUCCUCGGUAAAGAAGCCAGUGCCAACAAAAGAGGACGAAGUUCCCGUAAAGGAGGAGUCCAAGGAAGAAUCUUUAGUGAAAAAGCCAGUACCGGCAAAAAAGGACGAAGUCCCCGAAAAGGAAGAAGCCAUGGUAAAGAAGCAAGAACCGGCAAAAGAGGACGAAGCCCCUGUAAAGGAGGAACCCUUGGCAACGAAGCCAGAACCAGCAAAAGAAGACGAAGCGCUCGUAAAGGAGGAAUCUUCGAUAAAGAAGCCAGAACCGGCAAAAGACGACGAAGCCCCCGAAAAAGAGGAAUCCUCGGUAAAGAAGCCGGGACCGACAAAAGAGGACGAAGCCCCCGAAAGGGAGGAACCCUCGGUGAAGAAGCCAGUAGCUGCUGAAGAAGCAACCACUAAACCGGAACCGCCGGCGGAAUCUUCACCGGAAGAGUCUUCACCGCCUGACCACUCCUUACCGGUGAUAGAAUAUAGCUUCGUGAUGAUGCAGGGCAAAGGUUCGGCCGAGUACGUCCCAACAGAAGCAGCAAGUGCUCACAAAGGGUUGAACUCAAAUUCAGCGGUACCAGUACCGGCGUCAGCAUCUACAACAACAGCCAAAAGCAUCAGCGGCGAGAGUAGCUUGGGCAGCGCAGCUAGUCAUUCAUAUGUGCUUGAUGACGAUGACGAGCCAAUUAUACUAUCGGGGCCCGCAUGCCAAGUGCUAGAAAUUAUCCAGAAGAAGGGAAUAUUUAAAAGUUUUGUCAUAUCUGAACACGACAAAGAGCUGAUUCGGUUGUACUUCGCUAAUAAAGCUGGAGCCCGAGAAAAGGAAGCGCACCGUGCAGCCCAAAAAGCCGUUGAUUUAGCAAUCACGAGGGUCAAGAGCGUCGGGCUCCCCGACAAUCUUCAUGAUUUCCUCUCUGUGAAUCGGAACAACGCAGUCGGCUUGAUGAUGGACGCAAUGAAAUAUCGGAAGAAGGACUUUUUGCCCGACUUCUGGGACCUGGAGCGGACAACGAAAAAAUAA
Molecule: messenger RNA, 1965 nt
Organism: Gongylonema pulchrum
Lineage: Eukaryota; Metazoa; Nematoda; Chromadorea; Rhabditida; Gongylonematidae
Source: the annotation of a GenBank genome assembly